Messenger RNA from Hordeum vulgare subsp. vulgare (domesticated barley), 1424 nucleotides. Its product is annotated as sugar transport protein MST8-like. Gene Ontology annotation, molecular function: monosaccharide transmembrane transporter activity. Bases 15 to 1424 code for a protein of 469 amino acids. NCBI's taxonomy places the organism in Eukaryota, Viridiplantae, Streptophyta, Magnoliopsida, Poales, Poaceae. Gene Ontology annotation, cellular component: membrane. Gene Ontology annotation, biological process: monosaccharide transmembrane transport. The transcript has 3 exons. The record is from RefSeq and is a predicted model, not a curated record.
GCGGCGUGACGUCCAUGGACCCGUUCCUGAUGCGCUUCUUCCCGUCGGUGUACGCCAAGGAGCAGGAGGUGGUGGACACGAACCAGUACUGCAAGUUCGACAGCGUGCUGCUCACCCUCUUCACCUCGUCGCUCUACCUCGCCGCGCUCGUCGCCUCCCUCUUCGCGUCCGUCAUCACCCGCAAGCUAGGCCGCAGGGCCACCAUGCUCGGCGGCGGCCUCGUCUUCCUCGUCGGCGCCGUCCUCAACGGCUUCGCCGUCAACAUCGCCAUGCUCAUCAUCGGCCGCAUCCUCCUCGGCAUCGGCGUCGGCUUCAGCAACCAGGCUGUUCCAUUGUACCUGUCGGAGAUGGCGCCGGCCAAGAUGCGGGGCAUGCUCAACAUCAGCUUCCAGCUCAUGAUCACGGUGGGGAUCCUGGCGGCCAACCUCAUCAACUACUUCACGGCGAAGAUCGCCGGCGGCUGGGGCUGGCGCAUCAGCCUGGGGCUGGCCGCCGUCCCGGCCGUCAUCAUGGCCGGCGGCUCCCUCUUCCUCCCCGACACGCCAAACUCGCUCGUCGCACGCGGCAAGGAGGAGGAGGCGCGCGCCAUGCUCCGCCGCAUCCGUGGCACCCACGACAUCGGCCUCGAGUACGACGACCUCGUGGCCGCCAGCGAGGCCUCCAAGGCCAUCGGGAACCCAUGGAAGACGCUCCUCGAGCGCCGGUACCGCCCGCAGCUCGCCAUGGCCAUCCUCAUCCCCACGCUGCAGCAGCUCACCGGCAUCAACGUCGUCAUGUUCUACGCCCCCGUGCUCUUCAAGACCAUCGGCUUCGGCGGCACCGCCUCCCUCAUGUCCUCCGUCAUCAGCGGCGGCGUCAACAUGCUCGCCACCUUCGUCUCCAUCGCCACCGUCGACCGCCUCGGUCGCCGCAAGCUCCUCCUUGAAGGCGGCUGCCAGAUGAUCCUUGCCCAGAUUGUGCUUGGGACGCUGAUCUGGAUCAAGUUCGGCACGGACGGGGUGGCCACCAUCUCACGCUCCUACGCCAUCGGCGUGGUGUUCUGCAUCUGCGUCUUCGUGUCGGCCUUCGCGUGGUCAUGGGGGCCGCUGGGGUGGCUGGUGCCGAGCGAGAUCUUCCCGCUGGAGAUCAGGUCGGCGGCGCAGAGCAUGGUGGUGGUCUUCAACAUGGCAUUCACGUUCAUCAUCGCGCAGAUCUUCCUCAUGAUGCUCUGCCGCCUCAAGUUCGGCCUCUUCUACUUCUUCGCCGCCUGCGAGCUCCUCAUGACGGCCUUCGUCUACUUCUUCCUCCCGGAGACCAAGGGCAUCCCCAUCGAGGACAUGGACCGGAUCUGGGCCACGCACUGGUACUGGAGGCGCUUCGUCGUCGACGGCAAUGGCGGCCGACGUCGAAAUGUCCAGUUGACGUCGUCAUCCAACGCCGUAUGA